This is a messenger RNA of Gamsiella multidivaricata, 4072 nucleotides long. RefSeq lists its product as uncharacterized. Gene Ontology annotation, cellular component: cytoplasm. The transcript has 2 exons. Gene Ontology annotation, biological process: chromatin remodeling. The record is from RefSeq and is a predicted model, not a curated record. The coding region runs from base 38 to 4072 and encodes 1344 amino acids. NCBI's taxonomy places the organism in Eukaryota, Fungi, Mortierellomycota, Mortierellomycetes, Mortierellales, Mortierellaceae.
GUCAACGCCCCCUGCACCACCCGCCAGCCAACCAACCAUGCAGGAGCAGGAGCAGACAGGCCCAUCUGAAGAGACGGUACUGACCUUCAGUCUGCUCAGAGGCCCUGCCUCGCACCUCAUGAGUCUUCCCUCCAUAGAUGCAUCUAAUGCUCAGGAAGCCGCUCGGAAUCUCGAAUCAAUCUGCACUGUUCUGCGCGCCAUGCCCGAUCCAGAGUCCCAUUUUGACAAGAAGCUGAUCGCCUAUACUCAACAUGCCCUCAACCAUGUUCUCCAGCUCUGCCAAAAGUUUAUGCUGCCGGAGAAGCGCUUUGAUUUUCUGGUCGAGGCCUGGUGCAAGUGCCUGGAUUUCAUCCUACGGCUGCCAGACGGAUAUGCAUUUGUGAUGGGCUCCAAUUGGCAGUUCAGCAUGGUAUUGCUCGACGUCCUGCUCCGCGUAGUCGAUGGCCUGAUGCCAAGGCCACCACAGGCACAAAAGCAGACUAAAGACGCCACAACGUUGACAAAGGAUCGAAUGUCAGAUGAGACGCGUCUUGCAGCCCUUCGAUGUCUGAUUCUCGCCCUUCCUCAGGAUAAAAGCGCAUCCACCCUACUGGAUGGAAUUGCAGACACAGGAUAUGCCCUUCCGGAUUCAGAAGACGUGAUGAACAGUUUUGGAAGGCGACUGAGGACAAACAAGGACACAGAAGUUCAGGCACUUCUCCUAGGCCCGAAAUGUCAGUCUCUUAUCGGUCAAACGGUGCUCGCUCUUUUGGAUGCUGCCAAGGACGCCAAUCUUUUGUCUCUUCGUACGACCGCAUUGGAGGGUGUUAGGAGGUUAAUCGGAUGUCUUGAGACCCCAGAGCGAAUUGCGACUUGGUUUCCAGGGGUGGCGGCCGGCCUCACCAAGGCGAUGACGGAGCGUGGACUCAAAGAACACCACAGUGUCUUAUGUAAAGCACUGGAAAUUUGGACGUUCAUGAUCGUACACGUUCUCGGUGGUCAAUUUCCUGCUGGGCCAUCAAUGGAGGAAGCGGUGGCGAGCGGCGCAAGCCUGAGUGCGACACUGAUGGAUAUGUAUAAAACCAAGGCCAAAUUGACAACCCAACCGGUAACAGCAACAACAACAACAACAGCAUCUAUGGCGGAGGGGUUUGGAUCAGUGACAUGGAUGAGGAAGAUGAAUCAUGGCCUGCAGACCCUCUUCAAACAGGUUGCACCGCUGCGGAAUCAUUCUCACUGGAUGGUGCGCUACCAAUUUGGAGAAAUGGCGUUCAGGAUCCUCAAGGAUUGCCAGAACCCGAUCACCAUUAUGAGUGGAGGUCCAAGUCCGUUUGGAGUUGCAGCUUUCUUGCUCGAGACAUUGAUUGGAUGUACGCAGGACGAAUACAAGGAUGUAUCCACGCCCGCAAGAUCGUAUAUUGGACAACUCACCGCAGAGUACAAGGACAUGGGCCUUACAAAUGUUGGCAAGGAGAUCUUGCGAGAGAGAUUGAUGGCUCUAUCCCGCGUACUAUAUGGGAUCGAUGAGAGAGUGAAGCAGGGCGCGAUCCGGAUGGCACAGGGACUGACGCUGUUCAUUGGGACUCAGAUGCGGUCGCUUAUCAACCACCAGACCUUGUUGUCCUAUGUUCAGCCAUGGAUCAACGUUUCGACCGUCGAGCAGCUGGAUCCGCAUAAUAUGGAGGAACGAGGUGGACUCUUGGAUACGGCGUCUACUGAGAAUAGCAUCGAAUCAGGGAAUAUGCAAGAGCAAUGGAGGGUAUGGGUCCAGUCGCAUAAAGGAUCUGGUCGAAAGUUCGGUUUUCCUCGCAGAAUCCAUCUUCACUUGCGAGAGCAGCAGACAUCACACGCAUUCAUGGCUUUUAUUCGGCAAGUUGGAUCAACUACAGAGAUCGACAUCUGGACAGAAGAGCUCAUUUCAUGCCUACAGCAGGAUAGCCGGGCGGUGCGCGACAACCAGGAAUGGUUCGACUCUAGAUCUGUCUCGUCUGUGCUAAUGUUGAACCAACUGCUUCUUGGAGCUUACGGCAUCAAGCUUUCAACUAUCGGCGACACAUUCAACCCAACUACAGCAGUCAACAGCACACAAAAGGAUCUGGACGGCGAGAAGAAGGCAUCGUCUCUUAGAAGAAAACGCCAACGACAUGUCAGAAGAGCUGCGAAGAGUGUGCUGGAUGAAUACUUGGCGGUCUUGGCGGAAUGUUCACAGAUUUCCGCCGACGUGACAGCGAGACAGGAAGCGACUCAAAAUGCAGCGUCGUCUGCAGCCAAGAAUAGUCGGACCAAAAAGCUGGCUCUCGCAUCGCUGUUUGGCAUGGAGGGUGAAGGAUUCGAUAUUGAGCAACCCGAGACCGUGAUUUACGACCACAACACCGAUAUCACCUUGCAGUGCCUGCUUUUGGAGGGGAUUGCAUCUGUCGCUCUGGUGCUAGGUGGUACGGAGUUUGAAAUGGAACUUGUACGAGUGCUGUACGUCUUACUCGAACAUCUUGGCGAUCAGGAUUCGGCGCUUGUGAGAGACACUGCUGAGGCGACACUAGAACACGUUGCGUUUGUUUGCCACUAUGACUCAAUCGGGGAUUUGAUUCAGGCUAACUACGACUAUGUGAUUCAUCAAGUGUCACAGAGAAUCGCCUUCCUGGGUUCGAACCCGAAAACGCCGCAGGUCCUUUGGUCGCUCAUCCGCGUUGUUGGACCGCCUGCGAUCUCCAUGCUGGAGGACUCGGUCACAGAGAUUUUCGACGCUUUGGAUCAUUGGAAAAGCCAGGAAGAUCAGAUCGGUGAGGGGCUUUUGAAGACCCUCUGUGAAAUCGUCAAAGUCAUGGCGCAGGUGGCUACAUCAUCAUCAUUCGCCGGAGCAUCUGAGGCACCUAGGGAACAGAAACGAGAUUCUGGAGUCAUGAUGUCGGUGGGAUUUAAGUUUUCGUCAUCGGAUAUGGCCUCCGCAGAGGUUUCAUUAUUUGCCAAGACGUAUCGCAUUAUGAUUCAGGAUGUUGAAUCAGACGACGAGGAGUCAGAGAAGAUGAGGAAGGAGACUGAAAACAUGACAGCGGACCAAACUCGAGACUACUUCAUGAAGCUGUCCAGGGAAGCCAAAGAGAGGGAGGAAAAUCUGCUUGGACAAGCCGAGGAUGAGAGUGGUCGCGGAGAAUCGGAUCGAGAUGCAGACGACGACGACUCGAUGUCCUUCGGGGACCUGCGAGCCAGGAUGCCAAAGCCCUCGAAGGAGUCGAAGCCAGAGCCUCCAACAAAACACCAAGCGCUGUGUCUUCGAAUCUUGGAGAAGGCGGGCUACUUUCUGACGGCUACCUCGCCUCGCAUGCGGAUUCUAGCACUUGAGACGAUUCAGGAUGCAAUUAUUGUGCUCAAGGAUCGACCACAGGAGUUGAACCCCGCCAUCCACGCCUUUUGGCCCUCGAUUGUCGGCCGUGUACUGAAGCGAUCUGAGAAGGAUGUGUUUUUCGUGAGUUUGAGGGCCAUUGAGGUGGUCACAGUCCUAGCUGAAAAUUGCAGCGAUUUCCUUGGGCGGCAUUUGCUGGACGAUGUUUGGCCCUUUAUCCUAAGAGUGGUGCAAACAUGGACGAAACCGCCAUCGUCAGGGUCGAAAGUCGCACGGGUGAGAGAUGUUCCAAGUGGAAAGAAAACAAUUACUAGCACAAUGGAAUCCAACUCUACUUCCAAGCAUGAACGUCAACAGUCAAGAAAACAAGGCAGACGUGCCGGAUCCGAGAAGGUCUUCACAAUGGAACAUCGGCUACAAAUGGCGACUCUUGAGAGUGUAAGCAAGGUUGUGCGCAAGGUGCACAUACCGGUGCAACAGAUCUGGGAGAUGCUCUUGCUGGCGAGAGAUAUGAUACUGGAUCAUAACAUGAAUCUGCAUUGGGAUGUACGUAUUGCAGCCGCAGACGUUGUGAAAAGCAUGGCAGUUGCGGGACAUGGUGACUCAGUAUUCGUGGCAUUGGACGAGGUAGUACAACAGCACGAACAGGAUCGGCGUGAAAGUGGCAGUGGCAAGGAUGCUGAAGACGAGAAUGACAAUGCCGUGCAGAUGUGCCGCGAUAUCUUCGCGUUCAUGGAGGAGCAGUCGCUGUAA